Puma concolor (puma) is the source of this 2964-nucleotide messenger RNA. The record is from RefSeq and is a predicted model, not a curated record. Lineage: Eukaryota; Metazoa; Chordata; Mammalia; Carnivora; Felidae.
AUGGAUAGGAGAAGUGUGGGAGAAACAGAAAACGGAGAUGCCUUUCUUGACCUGAAGAAGCAACCAGCCUCCAAAUCCCCCCAUCGCUAUACAAAAGAGGAGCUCUUGGAUAUAAAAGAACGCCCUCAUUCCAAACAGAGGCCAUCAUGCCUCUCUGAAAAAUAUGACAGUGAUGGCGUCUGGGACCCUGAAAAGUGGCAUGCCUCGCUCUAUCCAGCUUCAGGGAGGAACUCACCAGUGGAAAGUCUGAAGAAAGAGUUGGAUUCAGACCGGCCUUCCCUUGUGCGCAGGAUAGUAGAUCCACGAGAGCGUGUGAAAGAAGAUGACUUAGAUGUUGUUCUCAGCCCACAGAGACGAAGCUUUGGAGGGGGCUGCCAUGUGACAGCCGCUGUUAGUUCCCGGCACUCAGGAAGUCCAUUGGAAAAAGACAGUGAUGGGCUUCGCCUGCUUGGCGGACGAAGGAUUGGCAGUGGAAGAAUAAUCUCUGCUCGGACCUUUGAGAAGGAUCACCGACUCAGUGAUAAGGACCUGCGGGACUUGAGAGACCGAGAUCGAGAGAGGGACUAUAAGGACAAGCGAUUUAGGAGGGAGUUUGGGGAUAGUAAGCGUGUCUUUGGUGAGCGAAGAAGAAAUGAUUCCUACACAGAAGAAGAACCAGAAUGGUUCUCAGCUGGACCCACAAGUCAGUCUGAAACCAUUGAGCUGACUGGCUUUGAUGAUAAGAUACUGGAAGAAGAUCACAAGGGGAGAAAAAGAACAAGGCGACGGACAGCCUCUGUGAAGGAAGGCAUAGUCGAGUGCAAUGGAGGAGUGGCCGAAGAGGAUGAGGUGGAGGUCAUCCUGGCACAGGAGCCUGCUGCUGAUCAGGAAGUGCCAAGGGACGCCGUCUUGCCUGAGCAGUCCCCAGGAGAAUUUGACUUUAAUGAGUUCUUUAACCUUGAUAAGGUGCCAUGCUUGGCUUCGAUGAUAGAAGAUGUUUUGGGAGAAGGGUCAGUCUCUGCCAGUCGGUUCAGUAGGUGGUUCUCUAACCCGAGCCGAUCAGGAAGCCGAUCCAGCAGUCUCGGGUCAACACCACAUGAAGAACUGGAGAGACUAGCAGGUCUGGAACAAGCCAUCCUCUCUCCUGGACAGAACUCGGGGAAUUAUUUUGCUCCUAUCCCACUGGAAGACCAUGCUGAAAAUAAAGUGGAUAUUUUAGAAAUGCUACAGAAAGCCAAAGUGGAUUUAAAACCUCUUCUUUCCAGUCUUUCUGCAAAUAAAGAAAAGCUUAAGGAGAGCUCGCAUUCAGGAGUUGUGCUGUCAGUAGAAGAGGUAGAAGCAGGGCUCAAGGGCUUGAAGGUGGACCAGCAAGUGAAGAAUUCAACUCCCUUCAUGGCAGAACACUUAGAGGAGACCCUGAGUGCUGUAACCAGCAAUCGACAACUCAAAAAAGAUGGAGAUAUGACCGCGUUCAACAAACUAGUGAGCACCAUGAAGGCAAGUGGGACUUUGCCUUCUCAGCCCAAAGUCAGCCGAAACCUUGAAAGCCAUUUGAUGUCCCCUGCUGAGAUUCCAGGCCAGCCUGUCCCUAAGAACAUCCUGCAGGAACUUCUGGGUCCACCAGUUCAGAGACCUGCUUCUUCCAAUCUUCUCAGUGGCCUUAUGGGGAGUUUGGAGCCUACAACAUCUUUAUUAGGCCAAAGAGCACCUUCUCCUCCCAUGUCACAGGUGUUUCAAACGCGAGCAGCCUCAGCAGACUACCUUCGUCCUAGAAUACCAUCACCAAUUGGUUUUACACCAGGACCACAGCAGGUACUGGGAGAUCCAUUCCAAGGCAUGCGCAAACCCAUGAGCCCAGUCACGGCCCAGAUGAGCCAGCUAGAAUUACAACAGGCAGCUUUGGAGGGGCUGGCCUUGCCACAUGACCUUGCGGUGCAGGCAGCAAACUUCUACCAGCCUGGUUUUGGCAAACCACAGGUGGACAGAACCAGAGAUGGAUUCAGAAACAGGCAACAACGAGUGACCAAGUCACCAGCACCCGUGCACCGAGGGAAUUCCUCUUCCCCUGCCCCUGCUGCCUCCAUCACAAGCAUGCUUUCUCCUUCCUUCACCCCUACCUCAGUGAUCCGUAAGAUGUAUGAGAGCAAAGAGAAAAGCAAGGAGGAGCCAGCAUCUGGAAAAGCAGCAGCAGCUCUUGGUGACAGUAAAGAGGACACUCAGAAGGCCAGUGAAGAGAACCUAGUGUCCUCCAACUCUGUGCCCAGUGCUGAUCGAGACUCUUCUCCCACUACAAAUCCCAAACUGUCAACAUUGCAGCGGUCUUCAUGUUCUACUCCACUAUCUCAGACCAACCGUUACACCAAAGAGCAAGAUUAUCGACCUAAAGCAACUGGGAGAAAAACACCCACCUUGGCAUCCCCAGUUCCAGGAACACCUUUUCUCCGCCCUGUCCACCAAGUUCCCCUUGUCCCCCAUGUUCCAAUCGUUCGGCCUGCUCACCAGCUUCACCCAGGGUUGGUCCAAAGGAUGCUGGCCCAGGGAGUACAUCCACAGCAUCUUCCAAGUUUGCUCCAAGCUGGUGUGCUUCCUCCUGGGAUGGACCUGGCUCAUUUACAGGGAAUAUCAGGCCCAAUCCUGGGUCAACCCUUCUACCCUUUACCUGCAGCUAGUCACCCUCUCCUAAACCCUCGUCCUGGGACACCUCUGCAUCUGGCAAUGAUGCAACAGCAGCUACAGCGCUCAGUUCUUCAUCCCCCAGGCUCUGGUUCCCAGGCAGCAGGUGUCAGCGUUCAGACGAACCCUCAGAAUGUGCCCACCCGAUCAGGCCUGCCUCACAUGCACUCUCAGCUGGAGCACCGCCCCAGCCAGAGGAGCAGCUCCCCAGUGGGCCUCGCCAAGUGGUUUGGCUCAGAUGUGCUACAGCAGCCCCUACCCUCCAUGCCUGCCAAAGUCAUCAGUGUAGAUGAAUUGGAAUACCGACAAUGA